Molecule: messenger RNA, 1096 nt
Organism: Sitodiplosis mosellana (orange wheat blossom midge)
Lineage: Eukaryota; Metazoa; Arthropoda; Insecta; Diptera; Cecidomyiidae
Product: putative odorant receptor 69a
Exons: 4
Coding region: 494-1063 (189 amino acids)
Biological process (GO): detection of chemical stimulus involved in sensory perception of smell; sensory perception of smell
Cellular component (GO): plasma membrane
Molecular function (GO): olfactory receptor activity; odorant binding
Source: RefSeq, a predicted model, not a curated record
UUCCAUUUUUUCCAUUUGGAUCAGGACUUGACAAAUCCGAUGAGUCAACACGCUUAUAUUUGAAUCAGGAGAAACGAAAUGCAAAAUUAAUGAAAUUUUUAUUUAUUUACGCGUCAUUUGUUGUUACAAGCAUUUAUAUUCCACCAUUGUUAUUCCCUGUUGGUUAUGCUAUUUUUGAGUUUCCAACUCCGAAACAAUGGUACUUGCCAUAUCCAUCAGCGUUAGUAUUUCUUCUUGUUUGGAAAUGUGAUUGUAUCGGGAAAUUAAAUUGGAAAUCUUAAUUUGCAGUGUGCCAUUUGAUACAAAGGAGCCACUUGGAUUCUAUACCAUUUUAACACUGCAAAGCUUGAGUGGAACGACUUAUAUGCUGUUAGUCUAUGCUCAAUUGCUCAGUUGACGCAUUAAUAAUUAACUUCAUGCUUACGGAAUUUUUUACACUUUUAAGUUUCACAAUUUUAGACUUAUUACUCUCUUCUCUGGACUCUAUAUCGGAAUGUGCACUUAUAUCGACACAUGCGUCCAGGAUCUCGCCAAUUUUGCGCAAGAUGUGAACAGAAUCGUUGAAAGUGACAAAUCGACCGAAAAUCAACGAACAUUUGGAGAAGCGUGUUCCGAUAUGCUGAAGUUUCACAUCGAUAUUCUUGAGUUGAUGAAAAACUUGAAAAUCAUCAUGAAUGGGCCGCUUUUCUUCCAAUUGCUGGUCUAUGCGGUGUUUAUUGCGAUGAAUUUGCUCCAAUUUGAUGAGAUGUUGAAGCAUUUUGAUUUCGACAUUCUGUUGAAUUUGAAUUCAUUGUUCACACAACUUUUUUUCAACUACAUUUCGUGUUAUUAUGCGAAUAAUGUGACCAUAAAAUCGUUUGCGGCCGCUGAAAUAUCGUAUGGCAUGAAUUGGUAUGUUUUUCCGGUGAAUCGACAGCUUUUAAUAUGCUUGAUGGUUCAGAGAGCUCAAAAACCGUUCUACUUAAAGGGUUACGACAUUGUUGAUUGUUCGCUGACAACAUUCUUAAACUUUAUCAAAACGGCUGUUUCAUUUUAUCUUGUCUUCAAGCAGUUUGGUAAUUGAGUCGCUCGUUUUGUACGCUCAUUUUCAUUGGGC